UCCAAUUACCCCCAGCUGCCCAGUGGGUACUCCCAAAGUGCUGCUAGUAUAGAUAUUAUAGGUGCGGAUGUCACCAUGGCAUCCUUAUCUGCAGCCAGUCAUCAGCAGACCUUCAUGCCAAUGAAAGCGACCCUAUCUUCUAGCAUCUGCCUUCCAACUUAUGUCGCGCUCUAGGAUUUUCACUAGUGUUGCAAGUUACUAAUGGUCAUUAAUCAUGUCUUGCUGAAAUGCCAGGCCGCAUAACUGCGGCUGUUUGCAUCGGCGUCUGAAAUGGAUUCGGCUACACCUACCAACGCCGCUACCCUCAAGAAGCUCCGAGACCUCUUGCCUCUGAAUACGGACAGACCUCUGCGCUGCAGCAAACGACAUGGGCUGCUGAUCAAGAACCACUUUGAAAUAGUAGAGAAGCCACCAAAGUGAAUCGCCAUACAGUGCAGAUGCUCACCAGGAAAGAGGAUGUACGGGAUUUAGGUAGUUCUUCUGAGAUUUUGACCCAGGUGAACCCGCAGGUAAACCCGCAGGAGAGUCUCGCAAUAUUCCGUAUUAAGAGUCUGUUUUUGCAGGGUAUGGGAAAGACGGAGGGCAAGUCAGCGGUAUACUAAGCUAUGAUUGGAGACGGCAUUGGGAAUUCCAACGGUGAUUUGACACCUGAUACUAUAUCACCUGGAGAGAUAGGCGGUCUAAGGGAGGUUCACAGGCUGCCGAAUAUGUCUCAGUUGUACAAAAAGCCGAGCAUUCAGCGAGCCACCUACCUAUCUUACUCAGAAUCCGCUUCGCCGAACGACAAUCUAAGCAACAAGCAGCAACAACAACAAAACAAGGAACACACGGAGCUACUACCCAGCGAAUCACCACCAACAGCCUCAACUAAGCCCAACCUAAAGAAUAGAGUUAACCACAAGGUUAAAAGUCCAAGGCUUGGAAGGUACCCUACCGUCCCAAACCCAGCUAACCGGAGACACUUCAAGAAAGCGCCCAUAAGAGUUAAGGAGUAAAUUUAACUAUCAAAAAUGUAACCCUCCUCUCCCUCUCACGAUUGAAACGCGUUAUGACCGUCAAAUUAAACAUAAAACCAUAACCGCAGAGCUAAUCCUACGGACAUCACCGAGUAGAAGCAGAUCCAACUAACAAAACAGGCACGCCUUAGACCAAGACUAUGUCCCAUGGUUCAAUGAACCAGGUCCAGGGGUUACCAAACAUAGAAUGAAAG
Molecule: messenger RNA, 1210 nt
Organism: Aspergillus welwitschiae
Lineage: Eukaryota; Fungi; Ascomycota; Eurotiomycetes; Eurotiales; Aspergillaceae
Exons: 2
Coding region: 606-995 (129 amino acids)
Source: RefSeq, a predicted model, not a curated record